AUUAAGCACCGAUAUCCGUUCACGUUCUCGAUCUCAUCACUUUCAACGGGAAUGCGGUGAGAACGUCACUUUUUGACUACGUGACGAAUGUACACGGAUGAGGCACAGCCCUUCAGCCUUAUUCUCAUGACCGCUUCCGUCGUACCUCAGGAUGAUUUCCUUAUGGCAGUAUGGAGCAUUCAGGUGCUGAAUUAUUCCGAUGUCGUGGUGGCUACUCUUUUGGUUUAUGAUUCAUUGUUAAGAUUACAACAAGAUGCAACUUUUCUCGCCCAAGCCAACAUGAAUGUUCCAAAAUUUCUGUAUAUUGGAGCUCGCUAUAUGCCAUUGUUGAUACCUAUUCCUAAUCUCAUGUUUGACCAAGUCCCUCACAUGAAGGAUGUUGACUGCCAGACUUUAGGUGAUCUUGGAGCAGCCUUCAGCAUGAUGGUAGCAUUCUGCGCAGAAUGCAUCUUCGUACUCCGAACCUGCGCUAUGUGGGAGGUGAAGCGCCCUCUACGUUGGAUUAUGUUCAUGAUCGUAUCUGGUAUGGCAGUUGCCGGGUUAAUCAUAUUCAGCUUUGUCCCGAAGCAAUACGUGGUUGUACCUGAUAUUUCGACAUGCCAACCAUUUCAAACUGCAAAAACACCAGGGUUAGUGGCGGCGUUCCUAACGCUCCUGAUGUUAGAAUUUGUCCUUGUUAUUUUUACCACUAUAAGGGCUGCAAAGAAUUACAGAUCGACACCAAUACCACUCCUUACACGUCUCCUCACGCACCAUAUAUUUUACUAUGGCUGCGGAUUGCUCUUCAGCACUAUCAAUGUCCUGUGUUUGGCAUUGUUCGAAUAUGAAAAUGCCGCAGUUUUCUUCAGCCCCCAAAUAAUAAUGCAUGCAAUCUUGGCAACACGUAUGCAUUACCAGCUCUGGGAGUCCGAGAAUGUUCAAAAGAAUGAUCAGUCAGAGCAGCACCCUAUGUCGUCGCUACGUUGGCAACCCGCAGAAGAGAUUGCGACAACUUAGUCAGGUUCAUGCUAGAGGUGACUUUCGCGGGACAAUGAUUUACAAGUGCCUAGCACUAGUGUCGUGCGCAUAUACUACCUGGAGUAUUAUAGAGCUUCCUGCUGAC
Messenger RNA from Suillus discolor, 1102 nucleotides. RefSeq lists its product as uncharacterized. The record is from RefSeq and is a predicted model, not a curated record. The coding region runs from base 88 to 996 and encodes 302 amino acids. The transcript has 15 exons. Lineage: Eukaryota; Fungi; Basidiomycota; Agaricomycetes; Boletales; Suillaceae.